AUGGAAGACUGCUUCAUUUUCGAAAAUGGCGGCUCCGGCACUAUCAAACAAUCCCUUGACGCAAUCGCGUAUGGUGGAAUCAUCGCUGUUAUUGGAUUUCUGUCUGUCACCUCUCGAGAGGAGAUGCUUGAUGUUGGCAUUCUUGCAUUGAGCAAGGGGGCUAACGUUCGCGGCGUCAUAAUCGGCUCCAAUGAAAUACUGGAAGACGUGGUUCGCUUCAUUAGCAGCCACAAUCUGGCACUCCCCGUCGAGCGAACUUCCAAAUUCACUCGUGAUGGGGUAAUUGAUGCUUUUGAUGACAUGGCCAGCGGUCAGCAUAUUGGAAAAGUCUGCAUCAACUUUUAG
Penicillium subrubescens is the source of this 345-nucleotide messenger RNA. RefSeq lists its product as uncharacterized. The record is from RefSeq and is a predicted model, not a curated record. The transcript is spliced from 2 exons. Lineage: Eukaryota; Fungi; Ascomycota; Eurotiomycetes; Eurotiales; Aspergillaceae. The coding region runs from base 1 to 345 and encodes 114 amino acids.